AUGAAAGGUGGAGACUUGGAGCGGAGGUCUGCUUUGGAUGAGUUGAUGAAGGAGGAAGAGAGGAAGAAGGAGAGGAUGAAUCGUAAGCCUUAUUGGUUGUUUCAAGGGAUUGUUAUGAAGGUGAUGAGUAAAGCUCUGGCGGAUAAAGGGUAUUAUAAGCAGAAGGGUGUAGUGAGGAAAGUGAUUGAUAACUGUGUUGGGGAGAUUGAGAUGAUUGAUUCUAAGCAUGUGUUGAGUGUUGAUCAGGAGGAGCUUGAGACUGUGAUUCCGCAGAUUGGUGGGUUGGUGAAGAUUGUGAAUGGAGCAUAUUGUGGCACAAAUGCUAGGUUGUUGGGUGCUAAAGUGCAGAUUGAGAAAGGUGUAUAUGAAGGAAGAGUCAUCAAGUCCAUUGAGUAUGAAGACAUAUGCAAACUUGCUUAG
Messenger RNA from Eruca vesicaria subsp. sativa (arugula), 420 nucleotides. Lineage: Eukaryota; Viridiplantae; Streptophyta; Magnoliopsida; Brassicales; Brassicaceae. The record is from the annotation of a GenBank genome assembly.